Molecule: messenger RNA, 2637 nt
Organism: Doryrhamphus excisus (bluestripe pipefish)
Lineage: Eukaryota; Metazoa; Chordata; Actinopteri; Syngnathiformes; Syngnathidae
Product: lipid scramblase CLPTM1L-like
Cellular component (GO): endomembrane system; membrane
Source: RefSeq, a predicted model, not a curated record
AACUUUGGAAACAGGAUGUGCCCUACCCAUAAUGCACCACGAUGACGCCAAAGAUCUUCAAAGCGCAUCAUCAGCACCAGCAGCAACCAGUGAGGAAGGAUGCUGCAGCGGGGAGGAAGCCUCCUUUAAUCCGCCUCCUUUCUUUACACUCUUUUGUUCGUGUGUUUUUUUGGCGUUACGCCUGCAUCAUGUUCCCAUCGUGCAGCUCCAAGCCUUCGGAGAGCGGAGGGAAGAAGAGCUCCGUGGCCAAGCUCCUGCUAGGGGUGUUCAUGGUCUACCUGGCCCACACCGCAUGGCUGCUGUACGGCUUCCUCAACACCAGACCCUGCGAUGAGGGUCGAGGAGAACGCUGCGUUACCUCCUACCUUUCUGCCAGACCGAGAUUGCAGCUGAGUGUGUUCACCUGCCUUGUUCCAGACAACAGUCAGCUCAACUUGGCUUUAAGAAUUGAUGCAUUUGAUCCUCACUCUACAUUUGACAGGCAGGUCAAUAUUGUCCUACCAGAAGAAACUCGAGCCAAUGGCAGCCUGUAUGCGGUGGUGUACAUCCACAAAGCCAACAUUUCUCCUCUAGAGGACAGCCGAGAGGUCCACCAUGCAGCUCUGCUCACCACCUACAUCAGCCCUGCAAAUGCAAGCGCCAAGAGAAAGCAUCCUGUAUCCCAUUGGAGGCCCCAACUGUCAAUCACCAUGAUGUCAGAGGACUUCACCUUCAACAAAGGAGGACUACCCAGUGAUGUGCGCCGCUACAUUAGAAUUUCCCAGGAAGGUCGAAGGAUCAUCUACCUUCCUUUGCUGCUGAUUGACGAGCUCAGCUUCAGAGUCAGGGAUCUAAUGGAGAUCAACGAAAGCACCAUUCAUCUGCCCCUCACUGUGUCCUACAAGGGGAUUUCUCUCAGGAGAUUUCGAUUUUGGGUCCAUCUCCAGGAUGUGGUUUACUCCCUGCGACAGUUUGGCUUCUCUGAGGAGUACAUUGAUGAGAUUAAAGAAACCUUGGUGGGCUCCAACCUUUACCUGUUAGUGCUGACUGCCUUCAUUACGGCUGUACAACUCAUUUGUGAAUUCCUUGCUCUUAAAAAUGACGUCGGCUCGUGGAGGAAAAAGAAGAGCAUGGCAGGAAUGUCCAGGAAGUCUGUUUUAUGGCGAAGUCUUGGUACUUUAUUGAUUUUCCUGCAUCUACUGGAGGAGACCAGCUUGUUGGUGCUACUUCCUGUCGGGUUGGCGGCGUGUGUAGAGGUUUGGAAGGUGUUCCGAGUAUUUGGGAUCAAUGUGCAUUGGAGACGGCUCUGUGUAAACAAGAUGGAUGAAGACGAGCGGAAGACAGUGGAGUAUGACACACAGGCGUCCACAUACUUGUCCUACUUGAUCUAUCCCUUGUGCAUCAGUGGAGCUAUUUUCUCGCUGGCCUACUUACGGCAAAAAAGUUACUUUUCCUGGAUAAUUAACAGCCUGGUAACUGGGGUCUAUGCCUUUGGCUUCCUGUCAAUGGCACCACAACUAUUUAUUAACCACAAGAUGCGGUCUGUGAGCCACCUGCAGGGGGCAGUGUUGAUGUACAGGGGGGUGAACACCCUGAUUUCAGACCUAUGUUCCUGUGUUGCCAUGUUCUCCUCAUCUGGAUCCUUCUUGACGUCUCAUCAGCUCUCUUGUUUUAGAGAUGAGCUUUUCUUCCUCCUCUACCUCUACCAAAGAAGAUGUUUCAUCCCAAAGGUCAGAAGAUCAGAGAGUGGAACCCACAGCAAGAAAGUGAAGACACAGUGAUGAGCAGAGAAACAUCUUUGGAGGGGACUUAGACUGACUUAGAGGAACUCAAACGACUCCUGAUACAAAUGGCCCAGGGUCACUCGUUAAUGGCACUGAUUGCAUCAUAAUACAUCCAUAAUAUGUACUUCCUUUAUAGUGCUUCAUAUGCAUGAGGAGCGUGGUCCUUGAACAUCUCUUUUGGUUAUAUUUCAGUUUACAGAGUGGACACGGUACCUGAACCUGUCACGGUACCUGUCUACAAUGCCCUGCUGUUGAUUUAUCAUGGUAGCUGUCAAUAAAUGUCAGCGUUACUGUACCUAUGCUAAUGCUAAUGGUUUUAUUUCAUUUGAGCAUGCAUCAGAUUACAAUUGAAUGCAUCCCAUAAUCAGUUCACAGUUCCACAUUUCCAAAAGGAGUAGGAAGAGGCAAAGCUUAUUAAAUCCUACCCCUCCAUCUGGUACCUUUACAAUCAGUAACUGUUACAUUUGUUCACUUCCUGCUUUCCUAAUAUAGUUCAAGGUUUUUUUUGUUUUGUUUUUUUUCAAUGGUCAUACAAGUGGAAUGUAAUAUUACAAGAAUACAGUCAUGAUUUUCUGAGAAAAAAAAAUCCUAAUUUGAAAAAAAGUCGUACAUUUCUGAAAAUAAAGAAAAUAUACUAAAAUGUUUUUAUAUUACAAGAAUGAAGUUGUAAAAAUGUAUAAAAUUACGAGAAUAAAGUGUAUGAAAAUUAAGUUGUAAAUCUACUAGAAAAAAUGUAUAAUAUUACAAGAAUUAAGUCAUGAAUUUACAAGAUAUUCAUAUUGUUACAGUAUGACAAUAAAGUCAUGAAUCUAUGAAAACAAAGUUGUGAAUUUACUAAAAACAAUUUUUGUUUUAUAUUACGGGAAUAAAGUCA